AUGUCGAGCGCCGAAGCCGAGUCUGAGCCGAGAACGUCUGAGCAGCCAGAAGGAUCCACGGACCCAGCCGCGCAGCUUGCGAACGUCUACAGCAUUCCUUCUAAGCCAGACCGGACACUGUUCUUUGAAAAGCGCAAGCAAUACAAGGAACUCCAGAGUCAAUGGCAGAGUGUGACAAUGACGACAGAAUUGCUCAGACUAGAAUAUCUCGACUUGGAGGCCAGGGAGGAUGUCUUGCGGGACGAGCUCAAUCUUCUGAUCAGUCAAUUCCAGGCGGGUGACCACGAAGUCGCCGUCGCGCUCGACAGAGUACAAGAGACACCUCAAGAUGUCGAGCGACUCGUGCUCAUCUCAACUUUACCGCAAGCGACGCAACCGUCUUCUCAGCCAGCUCGAGCUCGCACGGAGUCUUCAAUCGCGCCGUCUCAUGCUCAUGUUACUCCACAGCAAGCCAAGGACGUCGAGAUGCGCAUCGCCUGA
Mixia osmundae IAM 14324 is the source of this 480-nucleotide messenger RNA. RefSeq lists its product as uncharacterized. The record is from RefSeq and is a predicted model, not a curated record. Bases 1 to 480 code for a protein of 159 amino acids. Lineage: Eukaryota; Fungi; Basidiomycota; Mixiomycetes; Mixiales; Mixiaceae. The transcript is spliced from 3 exons.